AGGCCAGACCCAGUCGCGGCAGUCGCCCAAUCUCAGAACAGAUUAGGGUUUCAAAUUUUCAAAUUUUCAUUUUCUCAGCUGCGCAGGCUCAGCUACAUCCCAGACUCCCAGUAUCCCACUCCCACGAUUCCCACACUGCCAGUGCCAGAGCUCAAGUCGCUGGAGUUGCUCGCCAACUUGGCAGACGGCAGACCACUCGGCGUCUUGGCCCUCGCCCAGUCGCUGACUUUCUCACCAGCCACUCGGCCAAGCUGUAUGUGUGCUUAACUGCAGUGUUUACACUGCCCCCACUCCCUCCCUUUUAUCCUUUUCUGCAAUAAAAGCCCUUCCGUUUUCGUAGACAGAUCACUAGAUCUCAAAAGUAACACUAGCAGUCUCGCGCCGGCACACCCACACGAUCACUGCCCACUGGCGGCUGGCCAUCAGACUUGCUAUAUUUGCUACUAUAUUGCCUUUCUUCAUGGAUUACAGAUCUCAUCCCUCCGUCCACAUGGCUGAUCCAAAGGAUAAGGGUCAGGGCAUUGCAGGAAUUUGGGGUAGUGGAUACUAUCUCCCCCACACUGAUGCCGAUGCCACUCGAAAGAUCGAUGAAUUGAUCGCCCCGAUCCGUUAUCUGGGUGUAAACAUGCUUGGUUUUACGGUCGAAGGGAUCAAUGCAAUCGGGCUGACUACGCAAGGAUUUACCAAGAUAACGCGUAUUUUCAAAGCUUACAGUGAACCGAAUGUUCUGGAAAAGCUUCUGAAAGAGGCGACUCGCGAGACUGUCCUUACCAACGCCCGCGAGAUUACCUUGAAGCAAUUUAUAGACCUUUGCCAAUGGCUAAGAACACCUGAAGGGCAGAGGGUCGCCCAGGACAUUCAACGCGCCGUAAAAAUUAAGAGGAAGGCGGGGAAAUCUGAGAACAUCCAAGGGUUUGCCUACGCCCAGAUCCUGCAACUUCUCCUCCAAGACAUGUCUGCCGAAGCUAGGACGAUCAGGACUCAGCAUGAAGCCGCCAUCGCUGCCCUCCGUAAGGAAAUAAUGAUGCAUGAAGCGAGUAUGCAGGCCGAGCUUGAUGGCCUUGGGGCGAAGUAUGAUCCUCCGGCCGAGUAAGCUGACCCACCGGUGCGUGAAAUGGGCCAGCAGUGCUAUGAUCUGUAUGUUCGUGAUGCAGAGAUGCGGGGUGUGCGCCCCAUGCCGCGCACCGAUUAUGAAAUCAAAUAAGCAGUCGUUUACUCUGCCUACUCUGAUUUUUAAGGAUUGUAUUGUUUUUGUAUGAGUUGCAACUUGCAAUUAAACAAAACAAAUAGGUUUUUGCAAAUGCUUUCCAUUUUUUAAAGCCCAUUAAAGACUGCAGGCUAAUCAUCCAGCAAAUACUAUUGUAGAGUUAUAAAGAAUGUCAAUUUUCUGUUUUGAGCC
Molecule: messenger RNA, 1399 nt
Organism: Malania oleifera
Lineage: Eukaryota; Viridiplantae; Streptophyta; Magnoliopsida; Santalales; Ximeniaceae
Exons: 2
Coding region: 461-1093 (210 amino acids)
Source: RefSeq, a predicted model, not a curated record